CCGCUCGGCGCGCGCACGUCCAGGAGGGCGCCCAGGGGGCGCCGCUUCCCCUUGAGCUCCGCUGGGGGGCUGGUCCAGCCGCGCGGAUCCGGGCGGAAAGAGUCGGGCGGCGCGGGCGGCGGGGCAGGCGGCUGCUUGACAGCUGUGAGCCGAGCGGGCGCGCGGGCAGGUCCGCGGGAAGCGUACGCGCUCAAGGUCAUGCCCUGACCACAGCUGUCCUUCAGGAGGCUGGCACGGAGCCACCCAGGGUCAUUGGGCUGUUUGUCAAGGGUGCGGCAGCAGCGACUUGCCACUCUUCCUCCAUGAGCCCAGCCAGAGCCUCCACUGGGCACUUAGCACAAGAAAAACCCUGCAGGAGCCAGAGUCCAGAGCGUUGGGAUUCAGCAGGAGUGCCAGGAGAACUCCACACAGGUGUGCUGCCUCCUCUCCUGCCAGGCAUGUGGCUGGACAUGACUCUUGCUGAUGGUGGAAUUCAAGUCACCAGUGGCCAAAGUACCCUCCAGGUGUGAAGAGUUGCAGGUCCUCUGAGGAGCCAGGAGCUGCAAGGUUCUGAAAAAGACUUCAAGAAACUGACUAAUCUCGAUGGCUGCCCCUGAUGGGAGGGUAGUCUCCAGACCCCAAAGACUUGGUCAGGGGUCUGGCCGGGGGCCAAAGGGGCGUGGAGCCUGCCUGCAUCCCCUGGACAGCCUGGAGCAGAAGGAGACUCAGGAGCAGACGCCGGGCCAGCUAGACAUGCUGAGGAAGGCACAGGAAUUCUUUCAGACCUGUGAUGCUGAAGGCAAGGGCUUCAUCGCCAGGAAGGAUAUGCAGAGGCUGCAUAAGGAGCUACCGCUCAGCCUGGAGGACCUGGAGGAUGUGUUUGAUGCCCUGGAUGCUGAUGGCAAUGGCUAUCUGACCCCAGAGGAGUUUACUACUGGAUUCAGUCACUUCUUCUUCAGCCAGAAUAACCCAAGUCAGGAAGAUGCAGGUGAGCAGGUGGCCCAGCGCCACGAAGAGAAGGUGUAUCAGUCCAGAGGGAACGAGGAUCUGGGAGACAUGGGCGAAGACGAGGAAGCCCAGUUCCAGAUGCUGAUGGACAGACUUGGAGCCCAAAAGGUUUUGGAAGAUGAAAGUGAUGUCAAGCAGCUGUGGCUGCAACUGAAGAAGGAUGAACCUCAUUUGCUAUCCAACUUUGAAGAUUUCCUGACCAGAAUCUUCUCCCAGCUCCAAGAAGCCCAUGAGGAGAAGAAUGAACUGGAGUAUGCCCUAAAAAGGAAAAUUGCUGCUUAUGAUGAAGAAAUCCAGCAUCUCUAUGAGGAAAUGGAACAGCAAAUCAAAAGUGAGAAGGAGCAGUUUCUCCUGAAGGACACAGAGAGGUUUCAAGCCCGCAGUCAAGAGCUGGAACAGAAACUGUUAUGUAAGGAGCAGGAGCUGGAGCAGCUCACCCAGAAGCAGAAAAGGCUGGAAGGUCAGUGCACAGCCCUGCAUCAUGACAAGCAUGAGACCAAGGCUGAGAAUACCAAGCUGAAACUCACCAACCAGGAGCUGGCCCGGGAGCUGGAGCGGACCUCCUGGGAGCUCCAGGAUGCUCAGCAGCAGCUGGAAAGCCUUCAGCAAGAGGCCUGCAAACUCCACCAGGAGAAGGAGAUGGAAGUGUACCGUGUGACCGAGAGUCUACAGCGCGAGAAGGCCGGGCUCCUCAAGCAGCUGGAUUUCCUAAGGGAAAGGAACAAGCACCUUCGGGAUGAACGGGACAUAUGUUUUCAGAAAAAUAAGGCAGCCAAGGCAAACACAGCUGCUUCCAGGGCAAGCUGGAAAAAGAGAUCUGGCUCCGUGAUAGGCAAAUAUGUGGACGGCAGAGGGAUUCUUAGGAGCCAGUCAGAGGAGGAGGAGGAGGUGUUUAGCAUCCCAAGGAGAAGCUCCCUGGGCCUGAGUGGAUAUCCCUUAACAGAAGAGGAGCCAGGAACCGGGGAGCCAGGGCCUGGGGGUCCAUACCCCCGGCCUCUCCGCAGAAUCAUCUCCAUUGAAGAAGACCCCCUGCCCCAGCUCCUGGAUGGCAGCUUUGAGCAACCCCUGAGCAAAUGCCCAGAAGAGGAAGAGGUCUCUGACCAAGGGGUACAGGGACAAAUCCAGGAGGCCCCACCCUUGAAACUCACCCCCACAUCCCCCCGAGGGCAGCCUGUUGGAAAAGAAGCUGUGUGUAAGGAGGAAAGCUCUCCCUCUGCCCCCGACCGGCUCUUCAAGAUUGUGUUCGUCGGCAAUUCUGCGGUGGGGAAGACGUCCUUCCUGAGGAGGUUCUGUGAGGACCGGUUCUCCCCAGGCAUGGCGGCCACUGUGGGCAUUGAUUACCGUGUGAAGACAGUGAAUGUGGACGACUCUCAGGUGGCCCUGCAGCUGUGGGACACGGCUGGGCAGGAGAGGUACCGGUGCAUCACCCAGCAGUUCUUCAGAAAGGCCGAUGGUGUCAUCGUCAUGUACGAUCUCACAGACAAGCAGUCGUUCCUGUCGGUCCGGCGGUGGCUGAGCAGCGUGGAGGAAGCUGUGGGAGACCGGGUUCCUGUUCUUCUGCUGGGUAAUAAGCUUGACAACGAGAAAGAGCGGGAAGUCCCCCGGGGCCUCGGAGAGCAGCUUGCCAAGGACAACAAUCUGAUCUUCUAUGAAUGCAGCGCCUACUCUGGUCACAACACCAAAGAGUCCCUGCUCCAUCUGGCCAGGUUCCUCAAGGAGCAAGAAGACACAGUGAGAGAGGACACCAUUCAGGUCGGCCACCCUGCUAAGAAGAAAUCCUGCUGUGGCUGGUAGGGUCUUACCAGGACUGCCCCCAGC
This is a messenger RNA of Mandrillus leucophaeus (drill), 2805 nucleotides long. It is a transcript of the gene CRACR2A, whose product is annotated as calcium release activated channel regulator 2A. The record is from RefSeq and is a predicted model, not a curated record. The transcript has 20 exons. Gene Ontology annotation, molecular function: GTP binding; calcium ion binding; GTPase activity. Bases 583 to 2781 code for a protein of 732 amino acids. Lineage: Eukaryota; Metazoa; Chordata; Mammalia; Primates; Cercopithecidae.